Pangasianodon hypophthalmus (striped catfish) is the source of this 1714-nucleotide messenger RNA. RefSeq names its product ATPase Na+/K+ transporting subunit beta 2b (gene atp1b2b). Gene Ontology annotation, molecular function: ATPase activator activity. Gene Ontology annotation, biological process: intracellular sodium ion homeostasis; intracellular potassium ion homeostasis; sodium ion export across plasma membrane. The transcript is spliced from 8 exons. Gene Ontology annotation, cellular component: sodium:potassium-exchanging ATPase complex. Lineage: Eukaryota; Metazoa; Chordata; Actinopteri; Siluriformes; Pangasiidae. Bases 426 to 1307 code for a protein of 293 amino acids. The record is from RefSeq and is a predicted model, not a curated record.
UCGGCACUUUUUUUCCUGCACUGCACCGCUCUGCGGAUCGCCCCGGGGCUGCUGUCGGCGCAUGCGCAUUGCGAUGAGAUAACCAGCCGGCCGCGGAACGUCCCUCCUCCUCCAUUCAUCCUUCUUUUUAUUUAUUUUAUUUUAGUUUUUUCAUUUAAUAAGCUAAUAGGCUGUGAUCUCUUCAGACGUGCCUUAAGAGUCAUUUUCAGUUGGCUGAGAUUAAUAGAUAGGAAUCUAAUAGCACAGAUCGGGUUAACCCUUUCUCUGCUUGAAUAGCUCUCAGUGUGUGUGUGUGUGUGUGUGUGUGCGUGUUUGGGUGUGUGCGUGUGUGUGCGUGCGUGCGUGCGUGUGUGUGCGUGUGUGUGCGUUAAACCUCAGGCUUUAGUUCAGUGACUGCAUCAUUCUUGCAUCAAAUAGCAAAGAAAAUGGCAAAAGACGGCAACAAGAGCGAAUGGAAAGAGUUCAUCUGGAACCCGAGGACGCGCGAGUUCUGCGGGAGGACCGCCAGCAGCUGGGGCCUGAUCUUCUUGUUCUACCUGGCCUUCUACAUCUUCCUGGCCGGAUUAUUCAGUGUCACCAUCUACGUCAUGCUUCUGACCCUUGAUGAUAACAAACCCACCUACCAGGACAGGCUUGCUACACCAGGCAUGAUGAUCAGGCCUACAGGUAAAGACCUGGAGAUUAUCUACACCAAGGAGAACACCGAGAGCUGGGACUCACACGUGCAGGCUCUGAACAACUUCCUCUCCACCUACAACGACUCAGUGCAGGAGCAGAAUAACGUGGCUUGUACGCCAGACCAGUACUUCAUCCAAGAGGACAGCGACAGCGUGAAGAACAUCCCUAAGCGCUCGUGCCAGUUCAAGCGCUCCAUGCUGGAGGAAUGCUCAGGCCUCACUGACCGCUACUAUGGCUACUUCGAUGGCAGGCCAUGCGUCAUCAUCAAGCUCAACCGGGUGAUUGGUAUGCUGCCAGGGAAGGAUGGCCCGGCACCGGCUGUUAGUUGUGGUCCUAAGAAAUACAAAAUCAACCUAGAUGAAUGGGGUGAUGACUCAGACAAGAUGGGGGAGGUGGCAUACUUUCCUCCCAAUGGCACCUUCAACCUCAUGUACUUCCCAUACUACGGCAAGAAGGCACAGGUGAACUACUCUCAGCCUCUGGUGGCCGUCAAGUUCCUGAACAUCACGCUGAACGCCGAAGUGAACGUGGAGUGCAAGAUCAUCGCCAACAACAUCCACACUAACAAUGACCGCGAUAAGUUUGCCGGCCGCGUCUCGUUCAAGCUGAGGAUCAACUCCAGAAAAUAAUUUGAAGGAAGUCGGUGCCGUCUUUAUACGCUCUUGUGUAUACACAUAUACAUCUGCUUUAUACACACAUCCCCCAUGCACUCUAUCAUAUCGUAUACAGGAUGCUCCGAGAAAAACACACCAGACACAACAGUCUCAAAUGAUCAAACGUGUUACUGAAGUCAUCAAAAAUAAGCCGAAUUUGUGUGUGUCUUUGUGUGUGCGUGUGUGUGUAUAUACACUGAGUGUUUACAAGUAUUACCAAUUUUAUCUGAGAAAUCUAUUUAUACUGCAUGACUAUAAUGUAAAAGAGACAUUUAUGAUCGAAAGCAGUGAGGAUUUGAUGGAGAGAUGGCAAGGGUGUGAUUGAUCAGAUCACAUGACUCAAAAUGGGGCAAAACACCGACAUUAAAAUUGUACAAUACGAA